Cyclopterus lumpus (lumpfish) is the source of this 2279-nucleotide messenger RNA. RefSeq names its product retinoblastoma binding protein 4 (gene rbbp4). Gene Ontology annotation, biological process: regulation of gene expression. Gene Ontology annotation, cellular component: NuRD complex; nucleus; ESC/E(Z) complex. Gene Ontology annotation, molecular function: histone binding. NCBI's taxonomy places the organism in Eukaryota, Metazoa, Chordata, Actinopteri, Perciformes, Cyclopteridae. The coding region runs from base 225 to 1514 and encodes 429 amino acids. The record is from RefSeq and is a predicted model, not a curated record. The transcript has 12 exons.
CCCCCCGCGCUCCUCACCGCUUCACGCAGAGCGCGCGAACGAACCCACGUCUCUCACACAAACGGCUGCUAACGUUAGCCGUUAGCUCCGUGUCGUUCACUGUGUGCCUUUAAACAGCACCGGGGGGCUCUGCUGGUGCACAAGGAGAGAGAAAGGAGGAGGAUCUGAGAUAAGGGUUUGCGUCUCAAAAUCAUCCUCGAUUCUCCGCGGACUAUCAGCGACUCAUGUCUGCAAUGGCGGACAAGGAAGCAGGAGCAUUUGACGAUGCGGUCGAGGAGAGGGUGAUAAACGAGGAGUACAAGAUCUGGAAGAAAAACACUCCCUUCCUGUACGACUUGGUUAUGACCCACGCUUUGGAGUGGCCCAGCCUUACUGCUCAGUGGCUGCCCGACGUCUCCAGGCCAGAGGGGAAGGAUUACAGUGUGCACCGACUGGUGUUGGGCACGCACACGUCCGAUGAGCAGAAUCACCUGGUCAUUGCCAGCGUUCAGUUGCCCAACGAUGAUGCCCAGUUUGAAGCCUCGCACUAUGACAGCGAAAAAGGAGAGUUUGGAGGCUUCGGCUCAGUGAGUGGCAAGAUCGAGAUAGAAAUCAAGAUCAACCAUGAAGGAGAGGUGAACCGUGCUCGCUACAUGCCCCAGAACCCCUGCAUCAUCGCCACCAAGACCCCCACCUCAGAAGUGCUGGUGUUUGACUACACCAAGCACCCCUCCAAGCCAGUCGACGCGUCUGGAGAGUGUCACCCUGACCUGCGACUCAGAGGCCAUCAGAAAGAAGGCUACGGUCUCUCCUGGAAUCCAAAUCUGUCCGGCUCUCUCCUCAGUGCGUCAGAUGACCAUACAAUCUGUCUGUGGGACAUAAGUGCUGUGCCAAAGGAGGGGAAGAUAGUAGAGGCGAAGACGAUCUUCACCGGUCACACUGCCGUGGUGGAAGACGUCUCCUGGCACCUGCUUCACGAGUCGCUGUUUGGAUCCGUAGCCGAUGACCAGAAGCUCAUGAUUUGGGACACUCGUUCGAACAACACCUCCAAACCCAGCCACGCAGUCGACGCCCACACGGCAGAGGUCAACUGUUUGUCAUUCAACCCUUACAGCGAGUUCAUCCUUGCAUCCGGCUCCGCGGACAAGACUGUGGCUCUUUGGGACUUAAGAAACUUGAAACUGAAGCUGCAUUCCUUCGAGUCACACAAGGAUGAGAUCUUCCAGGUUCAGUGGUCACCUCAUAAUGAGACCAUACUGGCAUCCAGUGGAACAGACCGCCGCCUCAAUGUCUGGGACCUCAGUAAAAUCGGAGAGGAGCAGUCACCGGAAGAUGCGGAGGACGGCCCCCCUGAGCUUCUGUUUAUCCACGGAGGACACACCGCUAAGAUCUCUGACUUCUCCUGGAACCCCAACGAGCCCUGGGUCAUCUGCUCGGUGUCUGAAGACAACAUUAUGCAAGUCUGGCAAAUGGCUGAGAACAUCUACAACGACGAAGACCCCGAGGGUUCGACAGACCCCGAGGCCACAGUGUAACUCUUUCCCGCUGCGCGUCUUAACCGACGGCCUUCUGUACUUCCACGCAGCUACUUCCUCCCACCUUCCUUUCUCGACUUCACCGUGGGACACCGUAUGCUGUAAAUCACUGUAAAUACAAGAGAAUAAUCACGUAAGCCGUUUAAAAAAAAAAAAAUACUCACAGUGAAGAGCUCUCCUUUUUGACUGAGUAACUUAUUGCCCUGAAGAAUCUCACUCAUGUUUUUUCGCACCGCGUAUAAAAUAUAUAUUUUUGUAAUCAAAUUGGCUCUCCCUCGUACACGGACAUGUUUUAGCGAAUGCCUUUUUUUCAAUAAUAAAUUAAAUGUUUUUUAAAAAUUUUAUUAUUACAAUUUUUUUUUUUAAACCUAUGAUUGUGAUCGUAAGUCCACAACAAGUGGUAGAUCAGAAUGACGGCUCCCUCUGGACAUGUUGCAGUGGAAGAAAACAACAAUCAUGUUUUAAGUCAAAUGCAGUGCAUCUUUUUGCCGAGAUGCUCAGUGACAGUUACUCUGACUUUGUUUGCAGGCCGGCUUAUGGUCUUAAUUAUUUCCCAUUCAAUCUGCGCCGGACUGAAAUGACUAUAAAUAGAUGAAGAAGAGGAAAAAAAAGUUUUAAAUGUCUAUUUGUGGUCCCCUCAUCCUCGUGCUACAUUAAUCAUUUGUCGUGAUAUAGAUUUAGUGGUUGAACUUUUUUUCUAUAUUCAAUAUUUUGUAAUUGUACAGUGAGUGCAUUCUUAAUAAAAAAAAAAGUGUUUCAAUGGUC